Molecule: messenger RNA, 1777 nt
Organism: Ciona intestinalis (vase tunicate)
Lineage: Eukaryota; Metazoa; Chordata; Ascidiacea; Phlebobranchia; Cionidae
Biological process (GO): lipid metabolic process
Cellular component (GO): membrane
Molecular function (GO): oxidoreductase activity, acting on paired donors, with oxidation of a pair of donors resulting in the reduction of molecular oxygen to two molecules of water
Source: RefSeq, a predicted model, not a curated record
UUUGUGUUACGCGGUGACAUUCUGUGUAAAAGUAACCUGUUGAUUGGCGCUCUUGAUUGCACGGAAUAGAUAUUUAUAUAUGGUAAUAAGUUUGCAAAAAAAUUCGGGCAGGAAACGUAUAGGAAAUAAUAUAGCUAUUGUGAUGAGCCCAAACAAGGAAGCAGGAGAUACAAUACAGAAUGGAGGUAACGAGCAGAAUAUUAUCACCACCGAAAUCGACAGUGAAUGCCAUGGAAAAAAACUAGUUGGGUACCGAGGUAACUGGUACGACGUCACAAACUUUGCAGCCGUCCACCCAGGUGGUGACGUCAUCAAUAUGUAUGUCGGGAAAGAUGCCACGUUUGUUAUGGACGGAAUGCAUAGGUUUGAUGUCUUGAAGGGUAGAAGACCAGUCGGAAAAUACAAUAUUACGCGAGAUGCUUUCGGAGAAGAAAUGAACAAGCUUGAGAAAAAGUUACGUCAGGAAGGAUAUUAUGAUGAAAGUCUCGUCUUCAGCUUAGGCAAAUGCGGAUUUACCGUCUCAGUUCUUGUAUUGAUAUUUACACUUGUAAAUGUGGGAUUUUCCGAUUACAAUUGGGCGACUCGUUUUAUCACAGGCUUCCUGUUAGCUUUGUUUUGGCAGCAAAGUGGUAUUCUUAUGCACGACUUCAUGCAUAGCCAGGGUUUUAGGCGAAGAAAAUGGGACGAAAAAAUUGGUGUAUUUUUCGGUACGUUCUGCUUUGGGAUCAGCGCACGUUGGUGGAAAGACGAACAUAUCAUUCACCAUUCGUUUACGAACACGGUUUGUUACGAAACUGGAUUCGUAGACCCACAAGCGCAUGAGGACGUUUGGGCCCAGAAUGAGAAACUGUUUCCUUGGCAUAAAGACAGAUUUUCAGCCUAUUUAGUGAAGCUUCAGCAUUUCCUUUUCUUCCCACUUGCUGUAUGCGCUGGUCGUAUCGGGAUCACAGUCGAUUCACUGCUCAAAGAAAAUAGACGUGACGUUUGGGUUGCGUGGUUCGGUCAUGUGUGUUGGGUCACAAUCUUGCUAUCACAAUUUUCCACGGUCGGUGGCGCUGCAUCCGUGUAUAUAACUGCAGCCUUACUACAGGGUGUGCUUCAUAUUCAAUUGAUACUUAACCACUACUGUAAGAGGUUCUACACAAAAGAAGAGCACCAUUCGAUGGAUUACUACAGGGCCAUGAUAGAAGCUAACCUAAACAUUACUUGCCCUGUGUGGAUGGACUGGUUCCAUGGCGGUUUAAAUUUCCACCACGAGCAUCACUGCUUCCCUCGCUUGCCGCGGAAUCGCAUGCGAGAGGUUAGUCUGAUGAUUAAGAAGAUCUGCAAGAAGCAUGAUGUCUUCUAUGACGAGUGUUCCUUCUCAGAGGCUGUGCUGAGAACACUUUCAAAUAUGUUCCAUAAAAGUAUUUUAUUCCAACAGAAGUACCCGAAUUUAUAAAUUCAAAAUAGUCCACCAAAGGGUUUAUCCAUACUGUUUGUUUUACCUUUAGCAUACGGUUUAUUACGAGUUUUGGCGUUUUAAACAGAGAACCCAUGUUAGCGGGUCGGUUAAUAUUUAAAUUAACUUUAAUUAGGGCAGUUUAAUCUUCCCUAACCCAUUAUCGUCUUACCGCAAAUUUCCUUACCGCAAAUUGUCCCAAGAAAUUCUUAGUUCUUAUUUUGUGCCUCGUAUGUAUAAGUUGUAUGGGUCGUAUUCCACUGUUGUCUGUUGAUAUCUUAUUUUAUACCAAACACUAUCGCCUUGCACACUCAGCAAUAAAUAUAGACCUCCCUA